GUAGCAGUGAAAUAUGUCACAAAGACAGAGAAUGUAGAAUACAUCAGUAUCCCGGGUCAUUCCAAGCCCCUCCCACUAGAGGUUGCACUGCUCGUCCUCGCCAACAGAGGCCCCUGCAUUCCAGAAAUAAUCCAGCUGCAGGACUGGCAGGACCAGCAUGACCAUUAUAUUAUGGUGAUGGAGCGUCCCUCCCCCUGCGAGGACCUGUUUGCUUUUGCAGAACGCCAUGGAGGCAGCAUUGAUGAAGCCUUAGCUCGUGUCAUCAUGCGGCAGGCAACACAGGCUGCCUACAUGUGCUGCCGCCGUGGCGUUCUACACAGCGAUAUUAAACUUGAAAAUCUGCUCAUUAAUAAGGAGACCCAUGAAGUCAAGCUAAUUGACUUUGGGUGUGGCGACCUCCUUAAGAAAUCGGCCUACAAGAUAUUCACUGACACUGAUCAGUACUGCCCCCCGGAGUAUAAGGAGAAGGGCGAGUACAAUGGGAAGCCAGCAACAGUCUGGUCUCUUGGUGUUCUCUUGUUCGCAUUGGUGUGUGGGGAUUAUCCCAACACUGAUGACUUAAACAAGAUCAAUGCGAACAAUUUCUCCAAAGCUGGCUUGUCAGAAGGUCACAGUUGUGGAGAAUCCGAAAACAAUGUAAAGAAAAGGACAGAAACCCUUGGAGUGGCUCUGCAGUCAUGUCCCCAAAGGUUCUUGUCAAAUCAUCAAGCAAGGCGACUUCACCCUAGAGCUCCCUGUCCUAGCCCCCAACAUGUUCCUGUCAAUGUUGUGUCAGAGGUUGAGCCUCGUCAGAGCUAGUACCUGUCUCCAACUUCCACGUCCCAAGAUGUUCCAAUCUGUUUGGCCCUAGUCAUAGCUGUUCCCAAGGCAGUCCUGGUACUAGGGAAUACAGUUUCCCCAAAGAUUCCUGCCACAGAGCCAGUGCCAGAGAUCACACCAGUUCCAAAGUCUCCUGUCUUUGGCGACCCUGUACCACAGCUCCCUAUCUUGGGCUUCCUGAAACCCAGGGGUUUGUGCCAUUCUGUGUGUCAGAUUUGUAGUCUUUAGUGACAUCAUUAAAAUGUAUGUGAAAGUAAAUGUCUUAGCUCCCUUCUAUGGCUACCAUAGAGGGAAAUGUUAUGGCCCCAGUCAACGCCAGAACCUAAAGCCGGCUCCUUGUUUUGGUGUGCCUAUGUCUUUGUCCCUAAGGUUUCCUGGAGCCAAUCGAUAUUUCCUGUUACAGCCAUCUCAGAUGUUCAUGGAAUGGCAAGGGUUGCCACUGUCAUGGACAGCUUGGUCCCCAAGGUCCUGAACAUGCUACUCUGAUCUCAGAGCUGUCCUUUCACACCUGCCCUUGUUUAUGUAAUCACCCUAGUCAAAUCAGUGUCCAUUAUUGGCUUAGUUCUAGAGCUCAGUUUUAGACUGCCCAAUUUUCCGAGCUCCCCAUCCAGCAAUGUUCCUGUCACUAGGUUCCUUUUAUGGACCUUGCCAAAGCCAUGCCCAUGGUCUCCUCGGUCCCAGAGCUCCCUAUUUCUAGUUGCCUCAGGCCGCUCUAGUCCAAGUGUUUCCUUCCACUCAAAUGUUAGUGUCAGGACUGCCUCAGAUGUUCCUGUCUCUGCCUCUUGAGGUAUUUAACUAGAAUGGCAUGAGGCCAUCCCAGUUCCAGAUAUCCCUGUCUGAGGCCACCACAGUCACAGAGCUCCCUCCACACUGCCAUAGGUCACUGUCACUGCCUAUAGGUUCCUGUCAUGGACCCAUCCAGAGCCCAAAGCCUUCCCUGUCCUGUCCUGUCACUGCCAUCUUUAUAGCCAACGCUCAAAGAUACCCUGUCUUCAGAUGCCCUGGUCCUGCCUCGAUCUUCAUUCAAAAUAAACAAUAAAGAACAUA
Sinocyclocheilus anshuiensis is the source of this 1866-nucleotide messenger RNA. RefSeq names its product serine/threonine-protein kinase pim-3-like. Gene Ontology annotation, biological process: negative regulation of apoptotic process; protein autophosphorylation; regulation of mitotic cell cycle. The transcript is spliced from 4 exons. Gene Ontology annotation, molecular function: ATP binding; protein serine/threonine kinase activity. The annotation marks the transcript as partial. The record is from RefSeq and is a predicted model, not a curated record. NCBI's taxonomy places the organism in Eukaryota, Metazoa, Chordata, Actinopteri, Cypriniformes, Cyprinidae. Gene Ontology annotation, cellular component: cytoplasm.